This is a messenger RNA of Biomphalaria glabrata, 960 nucleotides long. RefSeq lists its product as uncharacterized. The transcript has 5 exons. The coding region runs from base 1 to 762 and encodes 253 amino acids. NCBI's taxonomy places the organism in Eukaryota, Metazoa, Mollusca, Gastropoda, Planorbidae. The record is from RefSeq and is a predicted model, not a curated record.
AUGACGAAGUGCCAGGAAGACACCUUGGCUGGCUUGGACACGUCCAUAGAAUGUCAGAUGGUUGACUUUCACAAGACAUUGUGUAUGGUGAUCGAACAGAUGGCAGGAGAGCCGCUGAAUGUAAAUCUGGCAAAUGGGGACGCAACUGUGUUAAUAACUGCAGCAGCAAGUGCCAAGAAAAAGGUUGUGACAGAGUUACCGGAAUUUGUGACUACGUUUGCGAUAGUGUCAUGGACUUAUUUUGUCCUGCUGGUAAAUUAUUUUAAAGAUUGUCCAGCAGGUUUUCAUGGUUCUAACUGUAGCCUGCAGUGUUCUUCCAACUGUAAAGAGAAUGUUUGUAAUCAUCUUGGUUAUUGUAUUUCGUGUCAAACAGGAUACACAGGUCUAUACUGUGAGAAAGGUCAAGCGGGAGACACAACAGAGUCCAGUGGUUUGACAUUCCCGGCAGGUGUUGGUGUUGGUGUAGCUGUUGGUGCUGUGGUUGUCGUCUUGAUUGUUGUUGUUGUUGCUGUCGUAUGUCGACGGAGACGUAAGCGACCACAACCACAAAGUCACGAGGAACCAAAACGAGGCACACGACUGCAUGCUUAUGACGGUGUCAAAAAAAUUAACGAAUACAGUCAUUCGUACGAAGAAACUUUUGCACCAGAUAAAUUCCAGACAGAUGAAGUCAAGACAGAUAACAAGACAGUCAAGACAUCUCAAGACCCGCCAAAUUCAAUUUAUGAUAACAUUGAAGAAUGUACAUCAUUGGGAGAAUAAUUUCAUAAUGUCUCAUUAUACAUUUUGUAACACAUUAAUUUAUCAUUUUAUAAAAAAUUAUUAUUAUUAUUGAUUUUUUUGAGUUUAACAAUACUGUUUUGUUCCAUAAUUAUAAAUACAUUUUUAAAAGUCGUUAAAUUUUUAAUAUACCAGCAGACGAUUAUUAAAGCCGCCAUCUUGUGUAUUAGGGAGAAUUUU